Dibothriocephalus latus is the source of this 168-nucleotide messenger RNA. The record is from the annotation of a GenBank genome assembly. NCBI's taxonomy places the organism in Eukaryota, Metazoa, Platyhelminthes, Cestoda, Diphyllobothriidea, Diphyllobothriidae.
UCUGUAUUGGAAAACAAGUGUGGCUUUGAAGAAAUCCUACCGCCGCCCGAACCCCUGGAAAUCCGACCUUCUCCCGCACUCCCACCGAACCUUACCCUCGUUGGCACUGCAGAGGAAGAUCUGACAAAACAGCGAAUCAUAUUCGGCGGUAAGGUCACAGUCUCAUAA